This is a messenger RNA of Medioppia subpectinata, 3939 nucleotides long. Lineage: Eukaryota; Metazoa; Arthropoda; Arachnida; Sarcoptiformes; Oppiidae. The record is from the annotation of a GenBank genome assembly.
AUAGCGCUUAUAUUCCCGCUAUUGUUGGCAAUAUUCCCAGCCUUUGCUCCCAGUGUUAGCGCAUUGCACGCGAUGUACAGAUGUGGUCUACGAUUACAGUUACGCUUUGACAGCGCUUUCGCUGCCAUCUGUUGUCCACUGACUCUCGCAUUCAAAACACGUUAUUUCAAAUGCAUUAAAUCUCUUGUGGCGGACGUCAGCGAUGGAAACGCCGGCCAAUCGGCGCCCGAAUCGCUGGAUUCAGUGGCCGAAGAGUUGGUCUCCGCCAUCAGUGGCAAGAAAUUGGUGACAAUCAUCAGUGACAACGAUUUGUGGACCAAAUUCUUGCGCAAGACAUUGAAGACGGCGUUGAGUGAGGGAUCAGAUGAGACGACUGGCGCUAAACUGUUGGCAGUAAUCCAUGAGUUGAUCGCAAAAUUGCCGACAAAUGGCAAGACAUCACUCGAGACCACUCUAGACAUGAUAUGCGGUCACUCGCUGUUCAAAGACAUACUCAUUGAUUACAAGUACAUCGACUCUCACCUCAAGUAUCAAUUGGUGUCAAUCCUGUGUGAGAUCUACGACAAGGACUUGAAACUAAUCAAUGAUCGGAUGAACAGCAAUAGGGAUACGAUUGCAUUGAUUUUAAGCUCAUAUAACUUAUCGCUCAAUAAAUGCGAUCAAAAACUUCUCAAACUCUUGUGUCAUAUGGAGACCAAUGGACACAAUCUCCACAAAUAUCAGCCAUUCCUCUGGGGAAUGAAUGGUGCGAUUCAUUACUCGAUCAAAAGCAUGCAAAAGGAAGCGCUUCUUAAAGAGCCAAAGAUGGAGCAAAUCUUGUCGUCGAUUAACGAAAACCAAUUGAAAUACACUUUAAAUAACUUUCCCAUUGAUUUGCCACUGAAUCCCAUUGAAGUGAUUGAUGCCAGUGAUAGUCAUUAUUUAACUGAUCCGCGAUUCCUGUUACCACUUCUAUACAAUUUGUUGUCCAACCAAUCGGUGGUUAAAUGCCAUAAAUUUGUAUCAUUUGGAUGCAUGUCGUACGCCAUCGCCGGCCUAUCCAGUCGUGACCAAGACAUGCGAUCUCUGGCCUAUAGUGUGCUGAAUCGGUUCCAUUCGCACCUCGAAGUCGCCUCUUUCCCAAAAGAUCGCUUCCUAUGGAUUGCGAUCAUUGAUUGCAUCAGAAGUGGUAUCACUGAAGACAACGUUCGCAUUCCGAGUCUAAUCACUGUCUUUAUGGUCAGAAUAAUUGCUGUAUUAUUACAUCCGAACGAUAAGCUGUUCAAUAGUGUCCGCAAUUUUCUGGUCAAUCGGCCGACCAUUCAGUUGAAUGUUUUGCCAGAUUUCUAUCAAAACAUCUAUUCAUCGGAUAUCGAGACACAUAAACGUCUUCAACGGUUUGUCAUCUCUUGGAUAUGCGAUGGACUGCGAAGUGAAGAAGAUAUCAAACUGUGUUUAAAGCGUAAUGUCUUCCGAGAGUUAAUGGUUUUGUUUGACUCGUGUCUCACAGAAGCCGAGAAUCAGAUCUUAAUAUUGAUGGCAUUGCGGCGGACGUGCCGUCACUAUAAGGGCGUCAAAGUGUUGUGCACUGAAAACGCAUUCUUCUGUUGGUUAAGACAAAGUCUCUUCAAUUUGAACGUCGAGUCCAGCGAUUGUCAAUUCCUUGCGGACGAGAUCUUUGCCAUUCUUGACACCAUUUGGCGGACAAUCAAUGGCUAUAAUUGCUCGCAAGACAGUCACCAACUAUUGUAUCCAUCAUUUUAUUACGAAUUGAUUGAUACCUUAAGAACAGUUGCGGAGAUUAAACCACAAAGUGAUGAGAAAAUUGUUAAAUAUCUGCAAAUAUGCGAUGAAGGGGAAAACAAGUUGAACCUCUCAUUCAAAGUGAGUGACAGAGGAAUAGUUAUUAUUAUUAUAUUAAUCGACAAUAUAUUUGACGGAAAGAUGUGUUCAUUAAUGCCAACAGUUUUACGAAUAAAUUUCAUACAAAGUCAAAAGUGUUUGACAUAUAAUAUAGCAAAGCGUUUGAAUAGUAGCCAAACGUCGGGUGGAUUUAACUUUACGCUCACUUCAGAGCAGAAAUCACUCGAAGAUUUGGCAGAAAAGUUUGCCAAAGAAGAGAUCAUUCCAGUGGCCGCUCAUUACGACCAGACGGGAGACUUUCCAUGGGAUUUGGUUAAGAAAGCCCAAGCAUUAGGGCUCAGAAAUUUGGGCGUCCCUACAGAGUAUGGGGGCGGAGGGCUAUCACUCUUUGACAAUUGCCUUAUAAGUGAGAAACUUGGUUAUGGAUGCACUGGUAUUAUGUCUGCGAUCAACUCAACCGGGUUAGCUCAGGCACCGGUUCAGCUCUUUGGAAAUGAUGACCAGAAAAAGCGAUUUUUGGGUCGAAUGACGGGUUCGGAGGCGUUGUGUGCGGCCUAUUGUACGACAGAGCCCGGAGCCGGCAGUGAUGUCGCCGGCAUUCAGUCGAAGGCCGUCCGCAAUAAAGACGGCGAUUACGUACUGAACGUGGCGUUGUGUGCGGCCUAUUGUACGACAGAGCCCGGAGCCGGCAGUGAUGUCGCCGGCAUUCAGUCGAAGGCCGUCCGCAAUAAAGACGGCGAUUACGUACUGAACGGCCAGAAGAUGUGGAUCACUAACGGAGGGGUCGCCAACUGGUACUUCGUGUUGGCGCGAACCGAUCCCAACCCAAAAACGCCGGCCGGCAAAGCGUUCACCGGUUUCCUAGUAGAGGCUGACAGUCCGGGCGUAACUCCCGGUCGGAAAGAGGAUAUGUUGGGUCAGAGGGCGUCCGACACGCGAGGCGUGAGCUUUGAGAAUGUGAUCGUUCCCAAGAAGAACGUGUUGGGCGAAGAGGGAAAGGGUUUUCGUAUAGCGAUGGGCGCUUUCGAUCUGACCCGAGCGCCGGUGGGUUGCGGUGCCGUCGCUGUGGCGCAGAGGGCUUUCGAUGAGGCGACCAAAUGGAGUUUCGAGAGACACACGUUCGGUGUGCCCAUCCAUCAGCACCAGGCCGUGCAGUUCAUGUUAGCCGAUAUGGCCAUCGGUAUCGAAACGGCCAGAAUGGCAGUGCAGAGGGCGUGUUGGGACUACGACGAGGGCCGUAAGAACACCUACUGGGCCUCCAUAGCCAAGUGCUGGGCCGGCGAUGUGGCCAACAAGACAGCGGCCGAUGCCGUCCAGAUCUUCGGCGGCGCCGGUUUUAAUAAGGAAAUAGGGCAGCUCUUCAACUACUCUCUGCGCUUCUAUAUGUUUAUGUCGCCGAAUAGUAACGGUCUCUUUAUGAUAGCGUCCGUACGUCUCAGAGUGUUUAUCCAAUCGAGAUCGUCGUCGGUCAACUCAAUUGACAUAAAGUCAUCCCACGUCACUGACAGUGGGUUCAGUGGUUUCUCGUCAACACAUUUGGCACACCUUUUGGCCAACUUUUCGAUCAUCUCUUCCUUCUCUUUGACGACGGCUUCAAACCUAUGCUUCCAUUCGUUCCGACAUUUGGGCCAACUUUUCGCUCAUCUCUUCCUUCUCUUUAACCACGGCUUCAAACUUACGCUUCCAUUCGUUGCGCUCAACACAGUUGUGCUGAUCGGCGCUCUCACCCGCCGGCAGACCACACGCGCGGCACAACCGGUGCUCACAAUUGAUCAUGAGUCCUCCAGCGAUGACCGCAUUGCGAGCGCUUGCCGUACGCUUUCGGGUCGCAGUCUUUGUGGGCAACGGAUCUCUACAUUCAGGACAUAUGAUAUCAGAUCCGGAUGUGGACAGCAAUCGGUGGACACAGUUGUAGCAGAAGGUGUGUCCGCAUUGCGUGUCCACAGCGUUGUCGAAGACAUUGAGACAAAUACUACACUCGAGUUGAUCUAUAAAAACACCGAUGAUUUUGCCGUCAGCCGUGAGGUCAGCGAAUCGGUCCGAAGAGAAUGCCAUUCAAUCGGAUCCAGUCUUCACUUCAAAGUCAGCGAUAAUUAA